AAGCAGCCGGAAAUCCUGGCCGAAGUCACGGCGGCUGACAGACUUCCGAAAACAGUCGUGCGACCGAAGAAACGGACGGAAACAACACGGAGUUUAAUUAUAAGAUUCGUGAAUGGUGUCAUUUCCACGACAGUUCGUUCAUGGAUGAUGUAUUACACCUGGUUGAUGGUGAAAGAGGCCAGACGGGUACUAAGCAAUGGGCACAAGACUCUGAAACACUGAACAACACAGACUCUGAACCAAAUCGCCAAGCAGCUGUUGACGAAGUCUCUGCUGAAGCGGGCCCUCUCGACGUGAAUUACCAGUCCAAAGAUGGGAGCUUAAUAUGGAGUCCGUCUCCUAUCCAAACAGCAGGGACGUUACCGGUUGAAUGUGCCAUCAAAAAGACCCCUGGGCCAACCAAGUUUUCAUGUUCUCGUGCUGAAGACAUAAAAUCAACGUUUGAUUUAUUUUUUUCAGAGUCUAUGAGAAAGACUUUGAUUACCUUGACCAAUCUAGAGGCACAACGUGUGUUGGGUAAAGGCUGGAAAAAGCUGGACUGGAAAGACAUACAGGGAUAUAUUGGCCUUUUGAUUCUGGCAGGCGUGUAUCGAUCCCGCCAUGAGCCUUUAGCAAGUUUAUGGCAAGGCGAGACUGGAAGGCCAAUUUUUUGUGCUACCAUGCGAAAGGGCAGGUUUAUGACCUUAUCAAGGAUCAUCUGCCUUAGUGACAUGGACAAAAGACGGAAAAAGCGUGACAAACUGGCGGAAAUUAGAGAUUUCUGGGAGAAGUGGGUUAAAGGCCUGCGACUCGUGUUUAAUCCAGGUCCAGAUGUUACUGUGGGUGAUUAUCUGGUCCGUUUUAGAGGUCGCUGUCCCUUCAGAAAUUUCAUGCCCCAAAAACUGGGCAGAUAUGGAAUUAAACUCUGGGCAGCAUGUGAUGCCAGGACAAGCUAUGUGUGGAACAUGCAGGUCUACACUGGUAAACCUGAUGAUGGACAGCCAGUAAACAAUCAGGCGAAGCGUGUGGUCCUAGACAUGACGUCUGGUCUCCAGGGACACACCAUCACAUGCAACCGUUUUUUCACCUCGUAUGCUCUUGGUCAGGAGCUGCUCAAAAAGAACCUGACCAUGAUUGGACCAGUAAGGAAAAAUAACACAGAACUCCCACUUGCAUUUCUAUCAUACAAUAAAAGGGCUCAAUACUCGUCUGAGUUUGCCUUCACUGACACACAUACUGUUCUGUCUUAUUUUUCUGAAAGAAAAAAUGUGCUUUUCAUGAGCACGCAUCACAAAGAUGCCACAGUAAGCAUCAGGGACGACCAUAUGCCCAAAAUAAUAUCAGACUACAACCGGACAAAAGAUAGCGUUUCUAACCUCGAUAAGGUUCUUGGCAAAUACUCCUGCAAAAAAACAUCAUCACGUUGGUCCAUGGUACUUUUUUACCACAUGUUGGAUGUCUCUGCCUACAAUGCAUUUGUUUUGUGGACAGAAAUAAAUCCUUCAUGGAACAGAGGGAUGAGCAACAGAAGGAGGCAUUUUCUGGAAGAGCUAGGGAAUGCUCUGGUGUUCCCAUUAAUGGAAAGACGACAGUAUAUUCCCCGCACACCAGCCUCUCUCUGUUUGCUGAAGGAAGCACAACAUUUGAAAGGAGAUGACGCCCCCACCGCACCUACCCAGAGCAAAAGGAAAAGGUGUCGGGCAUGUGGCAAAAAAAACAGAAAAACUAGCAUGAUGUGCCAAAAAUGCAAAAUGCCCAUUUGCAAGGAACACGCGGUCAUAACGGUCUACUGCCUAGUGUGUGCGAAUCCAUGAAGAGAAUUUCGUGAACAUUUCCCCAUUUUUUACUGUUAUGGUUACCAUUUGUUUAUUAAUGGUAAUUAUUGUUCACUUUUGUUAAGUUUGUGGCUAGAAAAUGUUUACGCAAGUAUUUUAUUUGUACACAGAUUGAAUUAUCACUACGUAUACCUGUUGUUUGCUCGUUAUUGCUGUUUGGUUUCGUGACCUUUUUACUAGUUUAUUUAAUUAAGUUAUUGAAUUUAUGUAUAUUUGUAUAGAAUUUGUUUUAAUAAAUGUUUCAAAUGCUCAGUAAUACCAGGGUCAUAUUUGUUGCAAUCAUUGCAAAAAAGUUAAAAAAAAUAUCUUCACAGUCAAUAGUCUUUGAUGGUGAAUUAUUAUCCAAAUAACUGUAGAAAUGGUUCAGUCAUUUGUGGAUCAGUGCAGCCACAAGUGUCAUUUGAUGUCAUUGUUUUCUCAGCAGAUGUUAAUGCAUAACUAUAUAAAUUAAUAUAAAUAUAUAUU
Messenger RNA from Triplophysa rosa, 2279 nucleotides. RefSeq names its product piggyBac transposable element-derived protein 4-like. The transcript is spliced from 3 exons. Lineage: Eukaryota; Metazoa; Chordata; Actinopteri; Cypriniformes; Nemacheilidae. The record is from RefSeq and is a predicted model, not a curated record. The coding region runs from base 141 to 1793 and encodes 550 amino acids.